UGUCCAUCCUCGGUGCGCAGCGGGUUGCUCCCAUCCCACACCGUCUCAAUGAAGGAGGCCGAUGCAAUCAAGCUCUUCAUCGGGCAGAUACCCCGAAAUCUUGAGGAGAAGGACUUGAAACCCAUCUUCGAACAGUUCGGGAAGAUCUAUGAGUUGACGGUGAUAAAGGACAAAUACACGGGGAUGCACAAAGGUAAGGGGAGAAUUAAACAAUUACUGUAUAGGCUAUGCUGUAGAGUGCAUGGAAGUACUUUAUUAUAAUAUAAUGGACAGAUGUCUCACUUAUCCCCUCCAUAGGCAUAGUAGCCUACAUUUAUUCUCUACAUUUAUUCUCUACAACAGAAUACUAAAGGAGAAGUUCUUUUUUCAACCAAAUCUCUAUUUUUGUUAUAGAAGGGUCCAGAUAACUUUUUUGUGAUUUGUGAUUUCACAUGUUUUAGAGAAACUUAUACCAGACACCAAAUUACUUCCGCAUCCCCGGGCGCCGAUGGAUUAAGGCAGCCCCCCGCACCUCACUGAUUCAGAGGGGUUGGGUUAAAUGCAUUCAGUUGUACUGGCUAGGUAUCCCCCUUUCUCUAGUAUGGGGGGCCCUGAAAAAACAUGAACAAAGGUUCCAGAAACACCCAAAUAUGUCCUUUUAAAUGACUAAAAUGUAAAUGUAAAAUGUAGAAACGGCAAAGCUCUCAGUCUAGGGAUGCAGGUCUUUAGAUGUUGUACACAUGAAAUUGUGUCAUGAAAUUGUAUAUUCCAUUUUGUUGCGACUCGAGCGAUAAGUCUCUGUCCAUUCUACAGGCCAAAAUAAAAGAAACACUUGAGUAAAUGAGGGAUACAAAGUAUAUUGAAAGCAUGGGGUGCUUCCACAUAGGAAGUUCCAGACACUUGUAGAAUCUAUGCCAAGGCACAUUUACAUCCAUUGUGAAUGACAACAGUUCCUCUCUCAAUACGAAAAAUCUUUACAACACUCCCCCUCGAUAACAACCAAGCCUCGGUGUGAAAUGGAACAUUGUCAUGCUCUGAUCCCAUAUCUCCACAUAGUUUUGCAAACAGGCAUGCGUGCAGUGGAUGUGGUUUGAUGUAGUUUACAAUCGAAGUUACCUGCUGCAGUACAUCUCCGAGUUCUGUGCUCAGGUCUUUUGCUGCCAGUUGCGCUCGGUGUAUCAUAAAAUGCGUCCAUAUGACAGAGGGAGACACAUUCAUAACUAGAGUGCAGAGGCCUGCCCGCCGUCCCGCCAUAGAUGGAGCCCCAUCUGCGCAAAAGCCCACCAUUCGAUCCCGUAUGGAAUCUGUUUUUCGUCAAUAUAGCCACGCAGCAGACUGAACAUCCCUUAUGCCGUUUCAUGCUCGGGAAUCGUGAGACAGAACAAUAUGUCCUCGUAAAUAGCAUCCCCCGCCAUGUAGUGUGAACAAAAGUCAAUGCAUGGGCAUCUAGGCCCUCACAGCUAAUGUCCAUUUGGAGAGCAUAAACUGGGGAGUUUUUGAGUCGUUCAGUCAGUUCUCUUGAUUGCUAGCAAUAGCAUAAAUUCUUCACUUAACAGUGUUAUCUGACAAAGGUAUUGAUGUGAGUUUCUGUGCCUCUGCCUCCCCACACAUUGUUUUCAACAUAUCAAUUGCAGCCUGUAUUAUCAAAGUCUCUGCAAUAGUGUGUGGUUUCAUAGUGUAGCAGGCCUAGCCAUCACCAGGAAAUGAUUCAAGUGCUGCCUUUUUAAGUGCGCUCUCUGGUUUAAUUUUAUUUUACAUUUUUUUAAAAUUUUUUGUCAUUUAGCAGACUUACAGUUAGUGAAUGCAUACAUUUUUCAUACUGGCCCCCCGUGGGAAUCGAACCCACAACCCUGGCGUUGCAAGCACCAUGCUCUACCAACUGAGCUACAGGAUAUCUUUUAGAUUUGAAUAAUUUUCAUUUAGAUUUUUAAGGUUAACCACAUUACAAUGAUUUUGAGAAAACGAUGUUAUAAUAUAUAUAUUUUUCGUUUAUAUAUAUAUAUAUUUUUUUUUUUGUCAGGAUUUUGACAAAGUUAAAACAGGUUUUUAGAAAUAUCUUAUUUACAUAAGUAUUCACACCCCUGAGUCAAUAGAUGUUAGAGUCACCUUUGGCAGCGAUUACACCUGUGGGUCUUUCUGGGUAUGUCUCAAAGAGCUUUGCACACCUGGAUUGUACAAUGUUUGCACAUUAUUCUUUAUAAAAUUCUUCAGGCUCUGUCAAGUUGGUUGUUGAUCAUUGCUAGACAGCCAUUUUCAAGUCUUGCCAUAGAUUUUCAAGCUGAUUUAAGUCAAAACUGUAACUAGGCCACUCAGGAACAUUCAAUGUAGUCUUGGUAAGCAACUCCAGUGUAUACAGUGGGGAAAAUAAGUAUUUAGUCAGCCACCAAUUGUGCAAGUUCUCCCACUUAAAAAGAUGAGAGAGGCCUGUAAUUUUCAUCAUAGGUACACGUCAACUAUGACAGACAAAUUGAGAAAAAAAAUCCCAGAAAAUCACAUUGUAGGAUUUUUAAUGAAUUUAUUUGCAAAUUAUGGUGGAAAAUAAGUAUUUGGUCACCUACAAACAAGCAAGAUUUCUGGCUCUCACAGACCUGUAACUUCUUCUUUAAGAGGCUCCUCUGUCCUCCACUCGUUACCUGUAUUAAUGGCACCUGUUUGAACUUGUUAUCAGUAUAAAAGACACCUGUCCACAACCUCAAACAGUCACACUCCAAACUCCACUAUGGCCAAGACCAAAGAGCUGUCAAAGGACACCAGAAACAAAAUUGUAGACCUGCACCAGGCUGGGAAGACUGAAUCUGCAAUAGGUAAGCAGCUUGGUUUGAAGAAAUCAACUGUGGGAGAAAUUAUUAGGAAAAUGAAGACAUAAAAGACCACUGAUAAUCUCCCUCGAUCUGGGGCUCCACGCAAGAUCUCACCCCGUGGGGUCAAAAUGAUCACAAGAACGGUGAGCAAAAAUCCCAGAACCACACAGGGGGACCUAGUGAAUGACCUGCAGAGAGCUGGGACCAAAGUAACAAAGCCUACCAUCAGUAACACACUACGCCGCCAGGGACUCAAAUCCUGCAGUGCCAGACGUGUCCCCCUGCUUAAGCCAGUACAUGUCCAGGCCCGUCUGAAGUUUGCUAGAGUGCAUUUGGAUGAUCCAGAAGAGGAUUGGGAGAAUGUCAUAUGGUCAGAUGAAACCAAAAUAUAACUUUUUGGUAAAAACUCAACUCGUCGUGUUUGGAGGACAACGAAUGCUGAGUUGCAUCCAAAGAACACCAUACCUACUGUGAAGCAUGGGGGUGGAAACAUCAUGCUUUGGGGCUGUUUUUCUGCAAAGGGACCAGGACGACUGAUCCGUGUAAAGGAAAGAAUGAAUGGGGCCAUGUAUCGUGAGAUUUUGAGUGAAAACCUCCUUCCAUUAGCAAGGGCAUUGAAGAUGAAACGUGGCUGGGUCUUUCAGCAUGACAAUGAUCCCAAACACACCACCCGGGCAACGAAGGAGUGGCUUCGUAAGAAGCAUUUCAAGGUCCUGGAGUGGCCUAGCCAGUCACCAGAUCUCAACCCCAUAGAAAACCUUUGGAGGGAGUUGAAAGUCCGUGUUGCCCAGCGACAGCCCCAAAACAUCACUGCUCUAGAGGAGAUCUGCAUGGAGGAAUGGGCCAAAAUACCAGCAACAGUGUGUGAAAACCUUGUGAAGACUUACAGAAAACAUUUGACCUGUGUCAUUGCCAACAAAGGGUAUAUAACAAAGUAUUGAGAAACUUUUGUUAUUGACCAAAUACUUAUUUUCCACCAUAAUUUGCAAAUAAAUUCAUUAAAAAAUCCUACAAUGUGAUUUUCUGGAUUUUUUUUUCUCAUUUUGUCUGUCAUAGUUGACGUGUACCUAUGAUGAAAAUUACAGGCCUCUCAUCUUUUUAAGUGGGAGAACUUGCACAAUUGGUUGCUGACUAAAUACUUUUUUUCCCCACUGUAUUUGGCCUUGUGUUUUAGGUUAUUGUCCUGCUGAAAGGUGAAUAUUUCUCCUAGUGUCUGAACCAGAUUUUCUUCUCGGAUUUUGCAUGUGCUUAGCUCUAUUCCAUUUAUUUUUAUCCUAAAAAAACUCUGUAGUCUUUGCCGAUGACGAUCAUACCCAUAACAUGAUGCAGCCCCCACCAUGCUUGAAAAUAUGAAGAGUGGUACUUAGUGUUGUGUUGGAUUUGCCCCAAACAUACUGUAAUGCUUUGUAUUCAGGACAUAAAGUUUAUUUUUUUGCAGUUUUAUUUUAGUGCCUUAUUACAAACAGGAAGCAUGUUUUGGAAUAUUUGUUAUUCUGUACAGGCUUCAUCCUUUUCACUCUGUCAUUUAGGUUAGUAUUGGAGUAACUAUUGGAGUAACUAUAAUGUUGUUUAUCCAUUCUCAAUUUUCUCCUAUCACAGCCAUUAAACUCUGUAACUGUUCUAAAGUCACCAUUGGCCUCGUGAAAUCCCUGAGCGGUUUCCUUAUCUCCUGAAACUGAGUUAGGAAGGACGCCUGUAUCUUUGUAGUGACUGGGUGUAUUGAUACACCAUCCAAAGUGUAAUUAAUAACUUCACCAUGCUCAAAGGGAUAUUCAAUGUCUUCUUUUUUCAUUUUUACCCAUCUACCAAUAGGUGCCCUUCUUUGCGAGGCAUUGGAAAACCUCCCUGGUCUUUGUGGUUGAAUCUGUGUUUGAAAUUCAAUGCUCGACUCAGGGACCUUACAGAUAAUUGUAUGUGUGGGGUACAGAGAAGGCGUAGUCAAUCGAAAAUCAUGUUAAACACUAUUAUUGCACACAUACAAUUAGUGAGUCCAUGCAACUUAUUGUGAAUUGUUAAGCAAAUUUUUACUCCUGAAAUUUAGGAUUGCCAUAACAAAGGGUUUGAAUACUUAUUGACUCAAGACAUCUCAGCUUUUCAUUUUGAAUUAAUUUGUAAAAACAUAAUUCCACUUUGACAUUAUGGGGUAUUGACUGUAGCCCAGUGACAAAAAAAAUCUAAAUGUAAUCUAUUUUAAAUUCAGGCUGUAACACAACAAAAUGUGGAAAAAGUCAAGGGGUGUGAAUACUUUCUGAAGGCACUGUAUUUGGGUGUUGUUGGAGCCUUUGUUCAUGUUUUUUCGGGGCCCCCAUAAAACACAACGAGGAUGAGGAAGUGAUUUGCUGUUUGGGGUAAGUUUCUAAAAAAUUUGAAAUCACAAAAAAGGUGUCUGGACCCUUCUAUAACAUCCCAUUUACAUCAAAAAUAGAGAAUUGGUUGAAAAACAACAACUUCUCCUUUAAAGUUACAAUGCAACCUGCUGCAACUUCUCUUUGUCCACUGUUGUAUCACAGUAUACUAAUACAUCAUUUGUUGAAUGGUAUAAUGAACCCUCAAUCCUACCCCAGGCUGUGCCUUCCUGACAUACUGCGAACGAGAGUCUGCCCUCAAGGCCCAGAAUGCACUGCACGAGCAGAAGACGCUACCAGGGGUGAGUGCGCUCUCUGACGUUCAACAGCAUACACUGGCAGAGUUCCAAAUGGCACCCUAUUCCCCAUGUAGUGCACUAUUGGCUAGAGCCUUAUGGCCUCUGGUCAAAAUUAGUGCACUAGUACUACAUUGGAAAAUCGGGUCCCAUAUGGGACUCGGCCACUCCGAUGAGCAAAAGGCAGAACAAGUGGCAUUCUACCUCACUGAACUACACACACAGACACACAACAGUGUGCCACAGAAAAACUAACUCCCUCUGACAUGUGAGCUCCACUUCCCUUUGAGUUGAUGUGCCCAAGAGGAAGGUCAGAGGUGGCUUUCCUAUAUUCCCUGUACAUGACACAUCCAGUCAGAGCCUUAGACAUCCUCCUACAACGUCUUUGGUUGUAAGUGACAGCUUAGGGGCAUGCCGAAGUCACUUUGCCCUCUCUCUCUCUCGCCCCCUCUUUCGACUCGCACAUUCUAAUCAAAGUUAGAGCAGCUUGAUUAGCAUAAUUAGCAGGUGUGCUGCCAAGUGACAUUUAUGGAGCAGAAUGUGACGUGACAGGCGUUCUCUCUCGGCAGUCUCUAUAGAAACAGACUAGUAUUGUGUUCCAAAUGCUAUUCCCUAUAUAGUGCACUUCUUUUGACCAGGGCUCAUAGGGUUUAAUUCAAAAGUAGUGUACUAUAUAGGGAAUUAGGGGUACCAUUUGGGCUAAAUGCAACACGGCUAGGAAUUAUUAUUGGACAAGCCUGCUUUCCUCCUUCACUCAGUCUCUGCCUCUUCUCAAUAUUUUCCUCUCAUCUCCCUUUUCUUUUUAUUAAGGUUUACUGA
This is a messenger RNA of Coregonus sp. 'balchen', 6240 nucleotides long. Lineage: Eukaryota; Metazoa; Chordata; Actinopteri; Salmoniformes; Salmonidae. The record is from the annotation of a GenBank genome assembly.